Mustela lutreola (European mink) is the source of this 5548-nucleotide messenger RNA. It is a transcript of the gene PLEKHA7, whose product is annotated as pleckstrin homology domain containing A7. Gene Ontology annotation, molecular function: protein binding. The transcript has 29 exons. Gene Ontology annotation, biological process: epithelial cell-cell adhesion; zonula adherens maintenance; pore complex assembly. The record is from RefSeq and is a predicted model, not a curated record. The coding region runs from base 45 to 4058 and encodes 1337 amino acids. Lineage: Eukaryota; Metazoa; Chordata; Mammalia; Carnivora; Mustelidae. Gene Ontology annotation, cellular component: zonula adherens; pore complex.
UCCCCCGCCCCGCGGCGGCCGCGGCGGCUCGGCGCUCGGCGAACAUGGCGGCGGCGGCGGUCGGGCGGGACACUUUACCUGAGCACUGGUCCUACGGCGUGUGCCGGGACGGCCGCGUCUUCUUCAUAAAUGACGAGCUCCGCCGCACAACCUGGCUGCACCCGCGCACCGGGGAGCCAGUCAACUCCGGCCACAUGAUCCGCUCAGACCUGCCCCGCGGCUGGGAGGAGGGCUUCACGGAGGAGGGAGCCAGCUACUUCAUCGACCAUAACCAACAGACCACAGCAUUCAGGCAUCCUGUGAGUGGGCAGUUUUCACCAGAAAAUAGCGAAUUUAUUCUUCAAGAAGAGCCACAUCCACAUAUGUCAAAGCAAGAGAGAAACCAAAGGCCGUCCAGCAUGGUCAGUGAGACGUCCACAGCUGGAACCACGUCCACCGUGGAGGCCAAGCCUGGUCCCAAGAUCAUGAAGUCCAGCAAUAAAGUCCACAGCUUUGGGAAGAGGGACCAGGCCAUUCGGAGGAACCCCAAUGUUCCGGUGGUGGUGAGGGGAUGGCUGCACAAGCAGGACAGUUCUGGAAUGAGACUAUGGAAAAGGAGGUGGUUUGUGCUGGCUGAUUAUUGCUUGUUUUACUAUAAAGACAGCCGAGAAGAAGCGGUCCUUGGGAGCAUACCUCUGCCCAGCUAUGUGAUUUCGCCUGUAGCCCCUGAGGACCGCAUAAGUCGCAAGUAUUCCUUUAAGGCUGUGCACACGGGCAUGCGAGCACUCAUCUACAACAGCUCCGCGGGGGGCUCUCAGGCUGAGCAGUCGGGCAUGAGGACCUACUACUUCAGUGCAGACACCCAGGAGGACAUGAAUGCGUGGGUCCGGGCCAUGAACCAGGCCGCACAGGUGCUGUCUCGAUCAUCGCUGAAGAGGGACGUGGAGAAGGUAGAGCGGCAGGCGGUCCCCCAAGCCAACCACACAGAGUCCUGUCGAGAGUGUGGCCGCGUGGGACCUGGACAUGCGAGGGAUUGUCCUCAUCGAAGUCAUGAGGAUUCCUUUGGCUUUGAGAGGCGGGAGCAAGAGGAAGAACGGUACCGUUCCCAGAGGGACCCACUGGAGAGCACGCGGGACAGGAGCAAGGCCAGGUCCCCGUACUCGCCGGCUGAGGAGGAUGCCUUGUUCGUGGACUUACCUGGUGGUCUGAGAGGCCAGCAAGCACAGCCCCAGCGGGCAGAGAAGAACGGGGUGCUGCCCGGCAUGUAUGGCCCAGGAGAGCAGAAUGGGACCGGCGGGUAUCAACGGGCCUUUCCUCCCAGCAACAACACUGAAAAGCACAGCCAGAGGAAGAGCAGCCUGGCCCAGGUGGAGCACUGGGCAAAAGCCCAGAAGGGGGACGGCAGGAGCCUGCCCCUGGACCAGACCCUUCCUCGCCAGGGUCCCAGCCAGUCACUGUCCUUCCCAGAAAAUUACCAGACUCUGCCUAAGAGCUCCCGAUAUCCCUCAGGGGGCUCUUCGCCCCCUCCCCGCGACCUGCCCAGUGACUAUAAGUAUGCGCAGGACCGAGCCAGUCACCUGAAGAUGUCGAGCGAAGAGCGCCGGGCGCACCGGGACGGCACGGUGUGGCAGCUCUACGAGUGGCAGCAACGGCAGCAGUUCCGGCAUGGCAGCCCCACGGCGCCCAUCUGCACCGGCUCCCCAGACUUCACCGACCAGGGCCGGAGCAGAAGCAUGCUGGAGGUGCCUCGCUCCAUCUCUGUGCCUCCAUCUCCCUCCGACAUCCCUCCUCCGGGCCCUCCGAGGGUUUUCCCACCCCGGCGGCCACACACGCCAGCGGAGAGGGUCACCGUGAAGCCCCCGGACCAGCGGAGGAGCGUGGACAUCUCCCUGGGGGGCUCUCCCAGGAAGGCACGGGGCCACGCCACCAAGAACUCCUCUCACGUGGACCGCCGCUCCAUGCCCUCCAUGGGCUACGUGACCCACACGGUCAGCGCUCCCAGUCUCCAUGGAAAAUCGCUGGAGGAGCUCUCGAGGCUUCUCACCCGCUUACGGCGGCACCAGGCGCGGCUGGCCAGCGUGCGCAAUCUCGCCGUCGGCCAGUUACUGCAGCACCAGCUGACAUGGCCCGCCUGCCAGGCUGAUGAUACCUACCUCCAGCUGAAGAAGGACCUGGAGUACUUGGACCUAAAGAUGACGGGCCGGGACCUGGUCAAGGAUCGGAGUCUGAAGCCAGUGAAGAUCGCGGAGAGUGACAUUGACGUCAAACUGAGCAUCUUCUGUGAACAAGACAGGAUCCUCCAGGACUUGGAAGACAAGAUCCGAGCCCUCAAGGAGAACAAAGACCAGCUGGAGUCCGUGCUGGAGGUUUUGCACAGACAGAUGGAGCAGUACCGAGACCAGCCUCAGCACCUGGAGAAGAUUGCUCACCAGCAGAGGUUGCUGCAGGAGGACCUUGUCCACAUCCGGGCAGAGAUCUCCAGAGAGUCCACUGAGAUGGACAAUGCCUGGAACGAGUACCUGAAGUUAGAGAGUGAUGUGCAGCAGCUGAAGCAGACCCUGCAGGAACAACACAGAAGGGCCUUUUUUUUCCAGGAGAAAUCGCAGAUACAGAAGGAUCUCUGGAGGAUUGAAGAUGUCAUCGCAGGCCUGAGUGCAAAUAAAGAGAACUUUAGAAUCCUGGUGGAAUCGGUCAAAAAUCCAGAGAGAAAAACGGUGCCUUUGUUUCCUCACCCGCCUGUGCCUUCACUCUCAACUUCUGAGAGCAAGCCGCCCCCACAGCUCAGCCCUCCUACCAGCCCCGUGCGGACCCCUCUGGAGGUCCGACUCUUCCCCCAGCUGCAAACCUAUGUGCCGUACCGACCUCAUCCACCCCAGCUGAGGAAAGUGACGUCCCCUCUUCAGUCACCAACCAAGGCAAAGCCCAAAGUUGAAGACGAGGCACCUCCCAGACCCCCACUCCCUGAGCUCUACAGUCCAGAGGACCAGCCCCCGGCAGUGCCACCUCUGCCAAAGGAGGCCACUAUCAUUCGGCACACGUCAGUGCGGGGUCUGAAACGGCAGUCAGAUGAGAGAAAGCGAGACCGGGAGCAGGGGCAGUGUGUGAAUGGGGACUCAAGGGUGGAGCUCCGGUCAUACGUUAGUGAGCCUGAGCUGGCGACUUUCAGUGGGGACAUGGCCCAGCCCUCCCUGGGACUAGUGGGCCCUGACAGCAGGUACCAGACACUGCCAGGCAGAGGGCUCUCAGGGUCCACGUCAAGGCUCCAGCAGUCAUCCACCAUUGCUCCCUACGUCACGCUCCGGAGGGGUCUAAAUGCCGAAAGCAGCAAGGUGACCUUCCCUAGACCCAAGAGUGCCUUGGAGCGCCUGUACUCAGGGGAUCACCAGCGGGGUCAGAUGAGCGCGGAGGAGCAGCUGGAGCGCAUGAAGCGGCACCAGAAGGCCCUGGUCCGGGAGCGCAAGAGGACACUGAGCCAAGGAGAGAGGACGGGUCUGCCCUCGUCCCGCUACCUCAGCCAGCCUCUCCCUGGAGACCGCGGCUCAUGGAAGCGCGAGCAGGACUUUGACCUGCAGUUGCUGGAACGGGCCAUGCAAGGGGAGAGAAAGGACAAGGAGGAAAAUGGCUGGUUGAAAGUGCAGGCCAUGCCUGUCACUGAGUUGGACCUGGAACCUCAAGAUUAUGACUUGGACAUCAGCAGAGAGCUGGCCAAACCAGAGAAGGUCUCCAUCCCUGAGCGUUACGUGGAGCUGGACCCUGAGGAGCCGCCCAGCCUUGAGGAGCUGCAGGCGCGGUAUCGCAAAGCUGAGAAGAUCCGCAACAUCCUUGCUCGUUCCAGCAUGUGCAACCUGCAGCCGCCAUCGGGCCAGGAUCGGAACAGCGCGGCUGACCUGGACUUGCAGCUGCAGGAGCAGGAACGCAUCAUCAACAUCUCCUACGCGCUGGCCUCCGAGGCCUCCCAGCGCAGCAAGCAGGUGGCAGCGCAGCAGCUGGCCCUCUUCCCGCCUAACGCCCCCCUGUCCUCCAGGACGGUGCCACCCUACCCCCCCUUAAGCAACGGACUCCACUACACCUUUGUCUAACACCUUCCAACCCAGGCAGUGACUGACCCAUGACCCAACGUGCAAAGGAGAAGUCUGGAGCUGGGGACCCCGUGGAACCAGUUUCGUCCAAGAAGAUUGAUCUUCCUUCCCCCAAGGAAACCCCCUUCCAGCUCAGCAGGGGUUCCGGCUGGAAGAAGGAGUGGUCCACCAACUGUGGGGAGUUCAGCAUAGGGCUAGGUCCUAACAACCCUCCCCCCAACUUGUUUUAGUUCAGACUCCUUUUUACAUAUGACAAAGGCACUUUUGAUACACACUGUAAAAUACUGACGCUGUAUUUUAGACUCAGAAUAUAUUUUAUAAUGUUCAUCUCAAGGGCUGAGUGGCUGGAAAGGGGAGGAUGCAGGAUUUUGGAGCUGCACCUACAGAUUCAGGUACCAUGUGCGUGGUAGAUGUGGGCUGGGGAGAAGGGCAGGGCAGGCAGGAGCCAGUCCAACAUCCAUGAACUCAGGUGAAGCUUGGAUUUGACAUGUGCUUCCAGGGGGGCCCAGCAUUGGGCUUGUUGGCAUACUAUCUGGGGGAAGAGGGCUCCUUAGCUGCAGAGGUUAGCUGUCCCUGACCUGGCCAGAUGACUGACUCUGGAGAGGGAAACUCCAACAGGCUGCCAUGUGGAGCCCAAGUCUGUGCCUUGGCCCUUGGGUUUCGUUUAGGGGCAGUAGUAUAUUCAAGAGGUUUGGCUCCCAACCUGUUCAUGAGGCUCUCUCAGCAAAGGGCUCUCUUAGGAAAAACAGAACAGUUGGCUUUAAUUAAAAAAAAAAAAAAAAAAAAAAAAAAAAAUAUAUAUAUAUAUAUAUAUAUAUAUAUAUAUAUAUAUAUAUGCCCUUUGAAAUACAGAAAAGGUGAGGGGAAGCACCUUUUAUUGUAUCAUAAGCAAUAAACUUCACACUGGGUGGUGUUUCCCUAAAACGCCCUGACUCCACACUAGGCUGUGACAGGACUUUGCUGUCUGCCCCGGAGAACCUAGGUCAGUUUCCCCGUGAUAUGGGCCUUGUGGCCAGAGGUCAGGCCAUGUGCCCCCAGCAUCCCUGAUGGAUGGCGGCAGGAUUUGGACUUGACUUCCAGUCUCAAGUGAGGAGGGGGCUGCCAAGCCAGGAGCAGUGUUUGUGGCCCUUUAUUUAAGUCAUGAGCUCAUGAUAUUUUGCAUACAGAAAAUGAUGUUUUAAGGAAAACAAAAAACAAAAAACAAAACCUCCAUUGGGUAGGGCCACACUUUAAAUGAAAAUUUGUCUUUGACUAUGGUCGGAAAAAAAAAAAUCUUAACUAUAUUUAGAAAUUGCUGUCUAUUUUUAACUAACUCCAUAUGCUGCCAGUAUCAACUUCAUGACAUUUGCCAAAAUAAGAUUUUAUUUUUGCCUUUAUAAGAUUUUGUUGGAAAAAUGAAAUGAAUAUUUUGCAAGAAAAAGUUAAUUUAAAUAAAAGUGUAAUGGUUUGCAAAAAAAAAAUGUGAUGUACAGAUUAAAAUAUUAACCUGA